Epinephelus moara (kelp grouper) is the source of this 6828-nucleotide messenger RNA. RefSeq names its product monoacylglycerol lipase ABHD2-like. The transcript is spliced from 11 exons. Bases 186 to 1505 code for a protein of 439 amino acids. Lineage: Eukaryota; Metazoa; Chordata; Actinopteri; Perciformes; Serranidae. Gene Ontology annotation, biological process: medium-chain fatty acid catabolic process; steroid hormone receptor signaling pathway; acylglycerol catabolic process. Gene Ontology annotation, molecular function: acetylesterase activity; monoacylglycerol lipase activity. The record is from RefSeq and is a predicted model, not a curated record. Gene Ontology annotation, cellular component: sperm plasma membrane; sperm flagellum.
CACUGCUGUGUUGUAAACAGACGGUGUUCACAGACUGACCUCCGCUCCGGGCGGAUCCGACUAGAACCAGGACUGACUACUGAAACCCGCGAUGCACUGAGUGAGUAUCACCCAGCAAAGAAGAGGGAGCACGACCACUGUAUUCUCCUCGAAGUCAGACAACAAGGUCCUCUCCUGUGUCCACAAUGACCACCCUUGAGGACAGUGACAUGAACACCUUUGGCCCGGAGCUGCCGGCCAUGUUUGAUGGUGUGAAGCUGGCAGCGGUGGCGACUGUGCUCUACAUCAUCGUCCGCUGUCUGAACUUGAAGAGUACCACAGCAGCACCAGAGAUCAUCCACCAGGAUACACUGCUCAACCGUUACCUGCUUAAAUCCUGCCCACUGCUGACCAAAGAAUACAUUCCUCCCCUGUUGUGGGGCAAGAGUGGACAUGUCCAGACGGUCCUGUACGGCAAGAUGGGGCGUGUCAACACUCCAACGCCCUGCGGGGUCCGCAAGUUUCUCCCCAUGCCGGACGGGGCCACGGCGACCUUUGAUCUUUUUGAACCUCGUGGAGACCACAGCACAGGAGAUGACAUUACCAUGGUAAUCUGCCCUGGGAUCGGUAACCAUAGCGAGAAGAACUACAUUCGGACCUUUGUGGAUCACUCCCAGAGGCAGGGUUACCGCUGCGCCGUCCUCAACCACCUGGGAGCCCUGCCCAACGUGGAGCUCACCUCGCCGCGCAUGUUCACCUACGGCUGUACCUGGGAGUAUGCGGCCAUGGUGGGCGCCAUCAAACGAGCUUUUCCUCAGACACAACUGGUGGUUGUGGGCUUCAGUCUGGGGGGAAACAUCGUCUGUAAGUUCCUGGGUGAGAACAGAUCCAACCAGGACCGAGUGCUGUGCUGUAUCACCGUCUGUCAGGGUUACAGCGCGCUCAGGGCCCAGGAAACAUUCCUUCAGUGGGAUCAGUGCCGGAGGCUCUACAACUUUGUGCUGGCGGACAACAUGAAGAAGCUCAUCCUGUCACACAGGAGCACUUUGCUCAGCCUGAACUCCAGCCACAUCAGUGAAGCAGACGUAAGCAGACUGUACGCAGCCACGUCCCUGACGCAGAUCGACGACAGCAUCAUGAGAAAAUUUCACGGCUACAACUCGUUGAAGGAGUACUACGAGCAGGAGAGCUGUGUGCAGUACAUUAAGAACGUCACCGUCCCUCUCCUGCUGGUCAACUCCUCAGACGACCCACUCAUUCAUCAUUCAUUGCUGGAUAUUCCACGCACACUUGCAGAAAAGAUGCCCAAUUUGAUAUUCGUCUUGACCCAACACGGAGGCCACCUUGGCUUCUUUGAGGGAGCCGUGCUGUUCCCUCAGCCCCUCACCUGGAUGGACAAGGUCAUAGUUGAGUACACUGACUCCAUCUGCCACUGGGAGAAGAACCGACCGGCCUGCCAGAGGAGCAGCCACCAGGACAUGAACUCCUCCUGCCUGCAGAGCACAGGGGCGACAGUCAGUGGGUAACAUACUGUACACAGACGUCUGGAGACAAAACAACAGACUAAAACUACAAAGUCUUGUAUUAACUCCUGCAUUGCUGUGCUAAUGGCUUUACGGUUUAGUAAAUAAUUCUGGGAAAAGUAGGAAAUCACUGAAUGGAUAAGAAAAAGCUGAGUGGAAGUGGGUAACACCAAGCUAUAAACUGAAACCCACAUUAGACACCUGUAACAAGACCCCAUGGUGAACUGGUUCUUCCUCUUGUUCCCAGUUAACCUCCAGUGUAACACGAGUUCACCCUCUGCAGGUUUUUGGCAGCUGCUGCUUCUUGAGUCUGGAAAGCAGUGUGAUAUAAUUAGUGGGGGACAUACUGAUAUCAGAGAAUGAAUGUGACCUUUGACCUGCAUGUAGAAAGAAGAGAAAUGUUUGUUUUUCUACUUGAAUUAAAACUGAAAACUUUCCUACAAAACUUAAAUAUAAAGUCAGAUUUGGCAGCUAAAAUAAAUUAAAUCAUUCUCAAAACUGUAAGUUUAUCUUAGUGUGAAGAACACAGUCUGAAGCCUUAAACCUUUAACCAUAAUAUACUUUAAAAUAUACGUGAAAACCCACAUCAUUUAAGUUUGAAGAAUUAUAUUUAGGGUUGGGUCCCAAACUCGCAACUUUUAAGGGUGUGGACUUGCAUAACAUUAAUACUACCAAAUACCGAUCUGCGUCAAAUUGACUUGUGCCAAAUUUUAGUACCAUAAGCCCCGUUCCCACCAGACACUUUCGGUACGGUACCUUUGGAACCAAAAGUCACCCUUCAGACAUGGUACCUAGACCCUAGGUCCAUUUAGCUUUUCCACUGCAAACAGUACUCUUAAAUGUGGGCGGGGUUGUCGUUUAUCAUCCACAGAACGAAGCUACACACCGACAUUUUCAAAACAAAAUAGAACAGGCUCAGUGAGAGUCUCUCUCCAUGGGAUAUUUAAAAAUAGCGGGUUUGUGCAUUUAGUCCUUCUCAGGCAAGCUCAGGGGUUUAGUGUUGCUGGAGCCUACAGGAACAAUGCUCUGCGACACUUUUUUUCCCCUCAGAGUGAGGAUUACAAUAUAUGCAGUUCACAUAAUCCAGCUGAAAUGAAUAUAUAUUUUUAAAGGCUUGAAGAUCCACUCAUUUCUAAAAGCGUCUGUCAUCCAAGAGAGAAAAUAAAAACUAAUGCAAUGAUGAAAAUUGUCAUAUUGAAAUUUAGGGUGUGCUGAUGAAUUCGUCAAAUCAUCAAGCAAAGUGACUGUCACUACUGACCAAUCAACAGACUGCAGUGUUUUUAUCUCCACCUUUUAGUACCAGAUCUGUGUGCUAGGCGCCCCAACAGAGGGGGGUCCAAAAAUGGGGAUGGUACAUAACGGUUUCAUUGGUACCAUCCACAACUUUUCACAGAGGAAACGGAAGAAAAGCGCUCCAAACUGAACUGAAUUGUACCGCACUGCUUGUUGGAAAUGGGGCUUUUGAGUACAUUUAGGUGAAAAAGUAACUUAGAGUAUAGAGAAAGAAAGAAAGUGAGAGAGGAAGACUGUGUCACCCCUGCAGCUUGUUGAAGUCACAGUGAGUCAGGGCAACAGCAAACCAAAAGCAGUUACAUUUUUACAACUGAAACUACACUUUUGUUUGUACAGAGUGUAGAGUACCGAAAAAUGGUACCGUUAGGUAGUGGUGUUGUAUUCCGUGUUCUGGUACCGUACCGGUAUUGGUUUAAAUGUGACCGGUACCCAACCCUAAUUAAUGAUUCCAGAUUUAAACUUGUAAAGUUCAUGACCAGAUUAAGGUGCCUUAAUAUGAAUAUGAAUCUGCAACAUAUUUUGUUUUUGGGCUUGUGCUACCUCUGAUCAGCAGCAGCAUGACACGAUUUAUGGUUUACAGUAGUGAUUUUCAGCUGUUGCUCAACAUAACAUCUGUCCUGUUGAGUCAAACUGUAAAUUAAAUUUCCUUGAAGGUAUACUAUGCAGGAAUUGUCCAUUAGUGUCUAUAAAAAAAAUGGCCAGGAAAAAAUGAUUUACUGUUUGGAGCGAGCUUUGACUGCUUGACGUUGUGCCUCGUUUUUUGUCUUUUCGGCGCUCUGUCCGCAGUUUUCAUAGCUUUCUCUUGGAUGCAUGCUGCUUAUUGUCUGACACCAAGUCGCUACAUUUUUAUAAAGUCCCGACCUCACGUGCGUGCUGUUCCCAGGAACGUGCCGACCUCAGCAAAAUAAUAAAAUACAGGCAGUGUAGUCUCUGCAGAAAAAUACACCACCACACACACUUCUAGUGGGUGAUAAGUGAUGAUUGAGAGGGAUUAAUUUUAUGAGUCUAAACAGUUUUUUAGGAAAAUCCUGCAUAGUAUAUCUUUAUAUUGGUAUAAAAUGAUCUUGUUAGUUUCCAUUAAGAUAAGUCUUCAGUUUUAUUGCAGGAAAAAUGGGUUAAAUAACACCCAGUUUGGUUUAUUUGUAUAUAUUGAGGCAUAAUUUGACUCCAGUUUUGCACUUUGCAUUUCCAUUGUAUGCAGUGGACCAUCAGCCGGCACUGUUGCUGCUGACAUUCAAAAAAAGGAAUCAGGAUGUCAGGUUUUCAAAGAGAUUAUAUAAAGUUAUAUAGAGUUAUAAAAACGCAGACAGACAGCAAGAGUGAUGUUUAAUUUUCUGUGUUGUUGAAUAGAAAUGCGGUCACUUCAGAUGAGCUAGUGUCAGUAUUGUACUGCUCCAGGUCAGCUUGUCCCAUUCCAUGAAUUGCUGCAAUAGCAUGAGGAUGGUGGUCAGACGGUACAAUUUCCCUGAAUGCAGCUGUUAACUCCUAACUGCUUAUCACCAACAGAAAAGGUCCUUUCAGAAUUUAGGACACAAGAUACUUAAAAUGUCUGCAUGACUGUUGAGGACAGAGCCAGGUCAAAUUGUGUUUACAAACACUUUGAACAGAGAGGAGAGGAGAAUGCAUAUGGGACACGAACAGUGAGCGUAUUAUUUAACAAAUCCAAUUGUGGACUUUCAGUUUAUACACUUACCAAACAAAUGGACCAAAGCACUCUUCACUUUUCAACAAAAACUUUUAACUUUGUAAUUUUUAGUGAUUCUGGAGCAUUUUGGCCACAUGUAACUCCCCUAAAGACAGGGACGUGGCCUCGGCUCAAAUACAAUGGAGGUCUCAUAUCAGACAUUACUUUGAACAAGGGCUUAUUGAUACGUUUCAUAAGUGACAAAGGUUUUUUGGGGUUUCUUUUAAGCUGCUUAUUAUUGCUCCAUACCAGGUGGGUGGAGUUUGCCAUGAAAAACAAAUUAAUACAGUGAAGAGAAGAGAAAAGACUGAAAUCUUUCUUGGAUUAAAGGGACAGUUCACCACCAAAUCAAACAUAUUCUUCUGUCACCCGUAGUGCUGUUUAUCAGUCUAGAUUGUUUUGAUGUGAGCUGCAGAGUAUUGGAGGCAUCAGCCGUAGAGAUGUCUGCCUUCUCUCGAAUAUAAUUGAAUUUGUUGUCACUCAACUUGUGAUGCCCAAGGCACCAAAAAAACCCACAGAAACCUUCUGAGAAUUGAUACAGUUGGUGUCGUUUAGGAAACAGAAAAUAGUUCCCAGAUUAAACUGCUCACAACAAGGUCUGUGGAUUAUCUUGAAUAACCGGGUCAUGGUUUCUGGAAAGAGACAUUGCUGUUGAGUUCUUCCAAUGUAUUUUUGGCACUUUGAGCACCACAAGCCGAGUGCCAUCUAGUUCCAUUAUACUGGAGAGAAGGCAGACAUCUCUACAGCCCAUAUCUCUAGCACCAGGCAACCCACACCAGAACAGUUUAGGUUGAUAGAAAGCGCUACAGGUUAGAGGAAAAAUACAUAGUUUGGAUUGACGUACCUUGGAUUCAGGAGGAGCAAAGCAGAUUCCGUCCUGGCUGUGGAACAGUGGACCAGCUCUUUACCCUUGCAGGGCUGGCGAAGGGGUCAUGGGAGUUUGCCCAUCCAGUCCACAUGUGCUUUGUGGGCUUGGAGAAGGCUUACGACCGCGUCCCAAGGGUCUUGUGGAGGCUACUCUUGGAAUAUAGCGUACCAGGGUCGCUGCCAUGAGCCAUCCAGUCCUUGUAUAACUAAAAUGAGAGCUGUGUCCACAUACUCGGCACAGAGUCAAAUACGUUCUCAAUGGGUGUUGGCCUCCGCCAGGGUUGUCCCUUGUCUCUGAUUCUAUUGAUGAUAUUCAUGGACAGAAUCUCAAGGCGCAGCCGGGGGGAGGAAGGAGUCUGGUUUGGUGACCUCAGAGUUGUAUCUCUGCUUUUUGCAGAUGAUGUGGUUCUGUUGGAUUCAUCACACCUUGACCUCCAGCAUGCACUCUGGCAGUUUGCAGCCAGGUGUGAAGCGGUCAGGACAAGAGUCAGCACCUCCAAGUCUGAGGCCAUGAUUCACUGCAGGAAAAUAGUGAAUUGCUGCUUCUGGGUUGGGAGUGAGUUACUGCCCCCAGUGAGGGAGUUUAAGUAUCUCGGGGUCUUGUCCGGCUGUGCCGGACUGUUGUGGUGAAGAGGUAGCUGAGCCGGAAGGUAAAGCUUUUGAUUUACUGGUCUAGAGCCGCUGCUCCUUCACAUCAAAAGGGGUUGGUUGAGGUGGUUCAAGCAUCUGAUCAGGAUCCUCCUGGGCACCUUCCGUUGGAGGUGUUCUGGGCAUGUCCAAUGGUAGGAGGCCCCGGGGCAGACCCAGAACUUGCUGGAGGGAUUACAUAUCUCGUCUGGCCUGGGAACGCUUUGGGGUCCCCCAGGAGGAGCUAGACGGUUUGGAUAAGCGGUUGAAAAUGGAUUGAUGGAUUUUGGGGUGAACUGUCCCUUUAUAAAACAGAAGACAUAGGAAAACUGCCACACAAACUUACCUCUGUUAUGUCUCAUGAUACAGUAUAUUUCCAUAAGAAACGUUUUGACAAAGGUCUCAAACACUGAGAAAUUCAGAAUUUUAUGUGCAGAAAUAUUUUGUUUCCUGUGGUUUAUUCUGGGCCUCCAGUCGAAUAUGAGUCAGUUUCCUGUGAGUAACAUCCUGUCAGACGCUGUAAAUAAAUGCAGAGAACUCCACCCAAGUUCAUGCAAGUCUUAUUAAUCAACAUUUAAACCAUCAUGUUUAAUACAACUUUCUGUAAUUAUAAAGCCUAAUAUAACCUGCAGCAGCACCACUUCUGUGUCUGUAUGUGCAAUAUGUCCUGACUGUUUGAUAUAUGGGCUGCUUUUCUUGCACUUUACUGUCUUUACAGUUCUUAUUGUUCUGUUUGGGAAUAUAGUGGGUGUAACAUUUAUAAUCUAAUCUUAAUGUUUUGUUCUGAUAUGGUGCACAGUCAUGACUGAUUAGUAAUAUUUGAACUCACCCAUUAAUAAAUAUUUUUCACAUAAA